Messenger RNA from Planococcus citri (citrus mealybug), 1598 nucleotides. Its product is annotated as amidophosphoribosyltransferase-like. Bases 71 to 1579 code for a protein of 502 amino acids. Gene Ontology annotation, biological process: purine nucleotide biosynthetic process; purine nucleobase biosynthetic process. NCBI's taxonomy places the organism in Eukaryota, Metazoa, Arthropoda, Insecta, Hemiptera, Pseudococcidae. The transcript is spliced from 9 exons. The record is from RefSeq and is a predicted model, not a curated record. Gene Ontology annotation, molecular function: amidophosphoribosyltransferase activity.
AUAACUCAUUUUCGACUAAAUUGACACUUGGCAUAUUCACGAGUUUGACCUUUCGAAUAAUCAUAUCAAAAUGAGUUCAAAUGGAAAAGAGGAAUUUUCUACUGAAACUUCAGGAUUGACUCAUGAAUGUGGAGUCUUCGGAUGCAUCGGUACUGGAAAUUGGCCUGCAAAAGUCGACGUUGCUCAGACCAUCUGCCUAGGAUUGGUUCAUCUGCAGCACAGGGGACAAGAAAGUGCUGGAAUUGUGACCAGUUCUGGACACGAUGUUGAUCAAUCCAACGUCAAGAAAGGAAUGGGAUUAAUUUCGAAUAUUUUUAAUGACGAUACAAUGAACCUUUUAAAAGGUAAUUUGGGAAUAGGACACACGAGAUAUUCGACUCAAGCAGGAUCUAGCGAGGUCAACUGCCAACCAUUUAUUGUUCAUACCAUUCAUGGUGAUCUUGCUAUCGCUCAUAAUGGUGAAAUUAUAAAUUCUUCUGCCCUUCGUCAAAAAGUAUUAUCAGGAGGUGUUGGUUUACCCAUUCAUUCAGAUAGCAAACUAAUAACGCAAGCUUUAUGUCUAAAUCCACCAGAUGACGAGCAUUUUCCAGACGGUUCGAGUUGGUCUGCUCGAAUCAAACAUCUAAUGAGAUUAUCACCUUUAUCUUAUUCUUUAGUUUUAAUGGAAAAAGACCGUAUUUAUGGAGUACGUGAUCCUUAUGGAAAUAGACCCUUGUGUAUUGGAAAAAUACCAAUCGACGAACAAGAAAACGACUCCGAACCAGCAGCUUGGGUCAUUUCUUCAGAAUCAUGUUCGUUUAUAUCAAUCGGUGCUAUUUAUGUUAGAGAGGUACUUCCUGGUGAAAUUGUGGAAAUCACGAGAGAUGGAGUUCAGACAAUUUCUAUCGUUGAAAGACCAGAUAACAGGCCACCUGCUUUUUGUAUUUUCGAAUAUAUUUAUUUUGCCAGAGCCGAUUCCAUCUUCGAAGGUCAAACGGUGUAUUCGGUUCGAUUGCAAUGUGGUAAAAUGUUAGCUCGUGAAUCACUGGUAGACGCUGAUAUCGUCAGUUCGAUACCUGAAUCAGGUACAGCAGCAGCUUUAGGAUUUUCUCAAGAAACAGGAAUCAGAUUUUCAGAAGUCCUCUGUAAAAAUAGAUACGUAGGGCGAAGUUUUAUCCAGCCAAGCGAUCGCUUAAGGAAAUUGGGCGUUGGGAAAAAAUUUGGUAUCUUAUCGGAAAACGUAAAAGAGAAAUCGAUUAUAUUGAUAGACGAUUCAAUUGUGCGAGGAAAUACUAUCAGUCAGAUAGUAAGACUAUUAAAGAACGCUGGUGCAAAAAAGGUACAUGUUAGAAUUGCUUCUCCUCCAGUUUUAUACCCGUGUUACAUGGGCAUUAAUACACCUACCAAAGAAGAAUUGAUAGCUAAUCAAUUAGAUAAUGUUGGAUUAGCCAAUUAUACUGGAGCCGAUUCAUUAGCCUAUUUAUCAGUGAAUGGGUUACUCGUUGCAGUUCAACACGGCAUUAAAACUGAACUUGUCCAGAACAGUGGAUACUGUACCGCUUGCUUAACUGGUAAAUACCCCAGUGAAUUGGAAUGGUAAUUUUACAUCGUGUAAAUUU